Molecule: messenger RNA, 1551 nt
Organism: Phoenix dactylifera (date palm)
Lineage: Eukaryota; Viridiplantae; Streptophyta; Magnoliopsida; Arecales; Arecaceae
Gene: RPL3P
Product: ribosomal protein L3 plastid
Biological process (GO): translation
Cellular component (GO): ribosome; mitochondrial large ribosomal subunit
Molecular function (GO): structural constituent of ribosome
Source: RefSeq, a predicted model, not a curated record
ACGCAAGCAAGCAUUUUGGCAGGCUGCAAAGCCACUAAACCCUACCGGCCGCCGUCGCCAUUCCCUCCAUACCUCACUUAAACCCUCCCUUCUUUCCUCCCCAACUUCUCUCUCUUCUUCCUCGUAAAAAAAGAUUAGCCGCCUCCACCGCCAUGCACUCUGCUUCCCUCGCCGCCCACCUCUCUCUCUCCCCCUGAGCUCUCCUCCGCGCGCCGCCAUGUCCGCCGCCUCUAGAGGUCUCGUCGCCCGCCUCCGCUUCCUCUCUUCCGGCCCUCGGGUACCGUUUCCCCUCCACCGGAGCUUCAGCGUGGAGUCCCUCGUCGACGCCGGCGAGUAUAGUCUCGCCGGCGGAGGCUGCGGCGAUGGCCGGGUCAUCGAGGCGAAGCCCGGGGUGAUGGCCCCCAAUUCGAGGAGGACCGGAGCCAUCGCCGUCAAGUGCGGAAUGACGGCACUGUGGGACAAGUGGGGCGCUAGGAUUCCAAUCACGGUCCUUUGGUUGGACGACAACACCGUCUCCCAGGUGAAGACUGUCGAGAAGGAGGGGAUCUUUGCCUUGCAGAUUGGAGCAGGGCAAAAGAAGGAGAAACAUUUGACGAAGCCUGAGGUGGGCCAUUUCAGAGCUCAAGGAGUUCCUUUGAAGAGGAAGCUGAAGGAGUUUCCGGUAACAGAGGAUGCUCUUCUUCCGGUUGGUACUUCCAUCACAGUUCGCCAUUUUGUUCCUGGUCAGUUUGUUGAUGUCACAGGCAUUACAAAGGGAAAAGGUUUUCAGGGUGGGAUGAAAAGGUGGGGUUUUUCUGGAAUGCCUGCAUCACAUGGUGCAUCAUUAUCACAUCGAAGUAUUGGCUCUACAGGUCAAAGAGAUGCUCCUGGAAAGGUUUUUAAAGGGAAGAAAAUGCCUGGGCAUAUGGGUGACAAGCAAUGCACGGUGAAAAAUGUAUGGGUCUACAAAAUUGAUCCUGCAAGAAAUUUAAUGUGGGUAAAAGGCCAGGUCCCAGGCGCUGAAGGGAAUUUUGUUUUUAUUAAAGAUGCAGUAUACAAGAAGCCGGACGUCUCCCUGCUACCAUUUCCAACCCAUUUUGCUCCAGAAGGCGAGGAAACAUCAGACUUGGAACCGCUAGUGGCUGAUCUUGGCGAUGUUGAUCCUUUCAUGGCAGCAGAUUAACUGGCAGUUCAAAGGAUUCAGGAUUUUGCAUGUUGUUGAUUAUUUACUUUGGAGUUCUGAUGAGUUUUUAUUUCUUUUCAUUCCAAAUAUCGUGCCAUUGUUUGAUAAUGAAAAUUUUGAUAGCAAUCCCUUCACUGAAGUUCAUCAAUCAUGACAGAUUUUUGUUGGUCACUCGUCAGCAAAUAGAUUGGUGGCAACUUGGCAUUUUCCUUGGGCAGUCAUGCACUAUAACAACAAAGCUACCAAUCCUGCUGUUCCCUACAGUCUUAUUGUAACCAAAAGGAAAAUAAGCAAUAAGUUUUCCUCUGUAACUUGACAGCCUCUGGUGAACAUUGCAUGAAAAUUCUGUUGCUUGACUUUUUAAUGGAUUAAUGUUGGAUAACCUUCUA